Molecule: messenger RNA, 573 nt
Organism: Penicillium pulvis
Lineage: Eukaryota; Fungi; Ascomycota; Eurotiomycetes; Eurotiales; Aspergillaceae
Exons: 2
Coding region: 1-573 (190 amino acids)
Source: RefSeq, a predicted model, not a curated record
AUGUCAAGAAUCUUGCUCUUUUGUGUUGCCGAGGAGGCUAAACCAUUCAUACCGAAGGUUUUGCGUGAGUUCAGUCAUAAGGAGAAGUCACCUCUUUUGUACUGGCUUGUUGAAUCGAAUGUCUGCCCUGAAGACCAAGCGGGGUUCAAAGUCGAAUUAAAAGACGACGAACCUUUCGAAUCGGAUUUUAUCAACGCCUCAAAGGAGCAGUGCCAGAAUUGGGCACAGGAGAACUGGGACAAGGUUGAUGGUAUCUCGCAUGAGGAUAUUGCUAUCGCAGACGAGCGAACCGCUCGAGAUGGGACUGUACUUAUGAGUUCGUGGCAUUUUGACAAUGUCGAUUUUGAGGGCUGGGGACCUUUACCGCCAAGGGUCCCAGCCUGGUACGAUUAUAGGGUUCAUCAUCGUGCGGUCGAUGCAUUUGAAAUCAGUCAGCACUGGUGUCUACUUGAUGAGGUCCUUCCAAUCUAUUUUGGACAGCCAGAGAAGUAUACCGAUGAGGCGGGGGUCUUUGACUCUAUCAAAGUGGAGUCAUGGAUGACGGGUAAGAUCAAAGAUGAGAAUUUUACUUAG